Molecule: messenger RNA, 381 nt
Organism: Volvox carteri f. nagariensis
Lineage: Eukaryota; Viridiplantae; Chlorophyta; Chlorophyceae; Chlamydomonadales; Volvocaceae
Exons: 2
Coding region: 1-381 (126 amino acids)
Source: RefSeq, a predicted model, not a curated record
AUGAAAAAGAAACUCCUGUCAUCGCUGCCAGGAGGCGUCAUAGGAACAAUCUUCAUUGCGCUUGGCGCCUUGGCAGCGGCAGCGCUGGCUCCGGACAUUUUGAUGCCGCCCGGUUAUAUGAUGUCGAACCCCAUCAUGCAGCAAGGCCCUUCGCAACGAUACUAUGCACCAGGAGGUGAUGACGUCAUCUUAUUGGGCGGCGGUUCACCGGUUCGGAUGACGCCCAGUUUCCAGCAGAUGGGAGGACCCAUGGGUCGGCCCGCCUCUUUCGACGUGAUGGGGGGUUCCGGUCGCCCGUUCUACGGUUAUGAUAUGGCCGGCGGGUCAGGUCGAAUAGGUCCCAAUCUUUAUGCCCUUGAAGCACUACGUAGAUAUGGGUAG